Orbicella faveolata is the source of this 657-nucleotide messenger RNA. RefSeq names its product DNA repair protein RAD51 homolog A. Gene Ontology annotation, biological process: mitotic recombination-dependent replication fork processing; double-strand break repair via homologous recombination; mitotic recombination. Gene Ontology annotation, molecular function: ATP binding; double-stranded DNA binding; DNA strand exchange activity. Gene Ontology annotation, cellular component: condensed nuclear chromosome. The record is from RefSeq and is a predicted model, not a curated record. NCBI's taxonomy places the organism in Eukaryota, Metazoa, Cnidaria, Anthozoa, Scleractinia, Merulinidae.
AUGAAGGAUCUUCCAAUUGACCAUGGAGGGGCAGAAGGUAAAUGUCUAUACAUUGACACAGAAGGCACAUUUAGACCAGAGAGACUUCUGGCAGUAGCUGAAAGAUAUGGGCUAGCAGGACAAGAGGUUCUUGACAAUGUGGCUUAUGCCAGGGCCUACAAUUCUGACCAUCAGUCACAGCUCUUACUGCAAGCAUCUGCCAUGAUGGCUGAGUCAAGAUAUGCUCUAAUGAUUGUCGACAGUGCCACAGCUUUAUAUCGGACUGACUACUCAGGACGUGGAGAAUUAGCCACUCGCCAAAUGCACUUAGCAAGAUUCCUGAGAACUCUUCUCAAACUUGCAGAUGAGUUUGGUGUAGCUAUUGUCAUUACAAACCAAGUCGUAGCUCAAGUGGAUGGUGCUUCCAUGUUCCAAGCUGAUCCCAAAAAACCGAUAGGUGGAAACAUCAUGGCUCAUGCAUCAACAACAAGAUUGUAUUUGAGGAAAGGAAGAGGGGAGACAAGAAUUUGCAAGAUUUACGACUCGCCAUGUUUGCCUGAGGCUGAAGCCAUGUUUGCCAUUAAUGCAGAUGGUGUUGGAGAUGCCAAGGACUAAAAGAUGCAAAGUGCAUAAUGGCAUCUAUUUGUUCAGUGGACAUAAACUCCUGACUUGUACUGU